UUGAUAGCUGAUACAUUGUGUCAAUCUUAUUAUUACAGGUGGACGUAAAAUAAAGGGGAGCAAAGAAAUAUCAGCUUCACUAAAAUGCAGCAUGAAGUCUACUAUUGAGCCUUCCCGCACUCCUCAGGAAAACAGUCGCCUCCAUCCUCCCUAAAUCUAUCUCCUCUCUUUCCCCGCUCCAUAGAAUCCCUCAACGUCACAGCAGUCCUUCCUACAAGUUGGGCAACGACGGAACAUCGAGAAAGGUGUACAAGUUUCUGCAUGGAUUUACGGGAGUUGCGUCGACAAGAUCCAGAAUGCUGAAACCAGAAUGGAUCCUCCAGGUCAUCUGAGACAGUGUCAGUGUGUCCUCCCUGCUCUCCCUCCGUGGCAGUCCUCUUGUCCCCGAGCCUCAUCCCACGGGGCACCAUCUGCCUCUCCCUCUCCCGGCAGCAGCCCCCUGUAACGGCGUAGCGGUGGAAAGGCGACCCUGUAAAUAUGCCUGGAUGGAGGUCUCAGUGGCGUCUCGUCCUGCUGAACUCCCUGACCUGCGGCCUGGAGAUCUGUGUGGCAGCUGGGAUCACGUACGUUCCCCCCCUGCUGCUGGAGGCUGGGGUAGAGGAGCAGUACAUGACCAUGGUGCUAGGUAUUGGCCCAGUGUUAGGUCUCAUCUUCAUCCCUGUGAUUGGCUCAGCCAGUGACCACUGCAACAGCAGCUAUGGCCGCCGCCGGCCCUUUAUCUGGCUGCUGUCCCUGGGUGUCCUCCUAGCCCUCCUCAUCAUCCCCCACGCCGACCUGCUGGCUGCCUACUUCACCUGGGGCGGACGCACCCUGGAGGUGGCCUUCCUCAUCCUCGGGGUGGGCCUGCUCGACUUCUGUGGCCAGGUGUGCUUCACGCCGCUAGAGGCGCUCCUCUCGGACCUGUACCACGACGAGGAGGACUGCAACCAGGCCUUCGCCAUGUUCUCCUUUAUGGUCAGCCUCGGAGGCUGCGUGGGCUACCUGCUGCCUGCACUGGACUGGAGCCGGGGCCUGCUGUCCGUCUACCUGGGCGGCCAGGCAGAGUGCCUCUUCUUCAUGCUCAUCCUCAUUUUCGUGACCAGCGUGCUUAUCACCAUGAAGGUGUCGGAGGAGCCGUCGUGUGCUGGCGUGGCGGCCCUGGAGCCAGGUCCUCUCCUGGAGGCGGGCCGCUGCGGCGUGCCGCGCUCCUGCUGCUACCUGCUCAAGUGCAAGCUACGGCUUCUGAAGUCAGGCCCGCUGUUGUGCCUGCUGAGGACGUGCUGGUCCAUGACGCCGGCCAUCUACCGCAGCUACUGCCACGUGCCCCGGGUGAUGAGGCAGCUGUGCGUGGCCCAGCUCUGCAGCUGGAUGGCCGUCAUGUCCUUUAUGCUCUUCUACACAGACUUUGUGGGGGAGGGGCUGUACGAGGGCGUGCCCAGUGCCGCACCGGGGACCGCCUCCAGGCAGCGCUACGACGACGGCAUCCGUAUGGGCAGCCUGGGCCUGUUCCUGCAGUGUGCUACCUCUACCGUCUUCUCCCUGCUCAUGAGCCGACUGGUCCGCCAUUUUGGCUCGCGCCGGGUCUACAUGAGCAGCAUGGUGAGCUUCACCAUCUCUGCCCUUGUCAUCUGUAUGUCCAAGAGUGUGGUCCUGGUCACUGUGAUGUCGGCGCUGACCGGCUUUGCCUACGCCACGCUGCAGACGCUGCCGUACACCCUCACCUGCCACUACCACAAGGAAAUGGAGGUUUACAUGCCAAAAAAUAAAAUAAAAAACUUGCUUAAGAACGGGAUUGUGAUCAAGCAGGACUCGAUCACGCAUUUGACAGCCGUGGACGAGGAGGGAGGGCUGGCCCACAAACUGGGGGGCACAAACGGGCAUGCUUUCUUCAGCCAAGACGGCUCAGACUACUACCCCCUCCCCACGGACAGAAUGGAUCUUCCCACAGGCUACGAGAAGCGUGGCGUAGGGUUGGACUUUGCCAUCCUGGAUAGCACCUUCCUCCUCUCUCAGGUCUUUCCUACUCUCUUCAUGGGCAUGAUCGUUCAGUUCACAAAGUCCGUCACUGCCUAUAUGGCCUCCUCCGCCAUCUUCGGCAUCAUCGCCAUCUAUCUGGCCAACCACAUCAUCUUUGACCAAAAGGACCUCAAGAGCUGAAAGAACCAGUAACCAGGAGUGAAGGAAUGCACUACCGCUCCCAGCUUGCAACACUCCAGUGUCGUUACUGACCGUUGCCAUGGCAUUACCAAUGCAUUGCAAUGAGGCAGCCCGUCUAUACGUUUGUGUGUAUGUGUGCGGCAGAAUUAAAGACAAAUGUAUACCCAUGACAAUUGUUCCCUCCAGAGUUUACUGCAGCCAGUUACUGUGUCUACAAGAGAGAGACUGUCUGUGUAUUUUGAGUGUCUCUCACCUUGUUCCUCUCAGCCACAUAGAUGGCCUCUCAGAUAAGUCCUUUCUCCUUCUCCUCAGGUACAACUAGCUUCACAGCAUGAUCAGACUCCAUCAGCCCUUAGACAACUGGAAUACAGAUGUAUUACCAUUUUACUCUCAUCUAUGUGUGAAGUGGAGCUUGUCAAUGCUAUAUCUUUAAAACAAUCUGCUGUUAGGGCUGGAUUCAAUCCGUAUUGCGGAGGAUCUGCGUUAAAAUGUAAAGGUAAUUUCCGAUUAAGCCGACAUAUGCAGCUUUUACCGUGAAUGCAGUCCGCGGGAACAUUGCCUUUAAAAUUAAAUAGAGCUAUAACGUGGAUAUUCAGCGAUAUUUCUGCGAUACGGAUCGAAUCCAGCCCUUAGUCAAAGUCAACAGGAGAUUAUUGCCCACUUCUCAUGCAGACUGGCCAAGAGAUAUAAAUAGCCAAUCUGGAGAGCCCAUCACCUGCUUUGGAAAGGAUCUGGGCUCACAUAGCUCCAUGCUGCUACUCUAGGGGCAUUUCUGUCUGUUUGUUAUUCUCAGCCAGGUUGUGCUUGCAGUCACAAUGAUUAUGCAUUGCUUACCGAAACAUACAUGUUAUCACACACGUGAUAAGUCAAAUGGGACCAUUGGACUUGUUCGUCAAGAAACUGCGAAUAGAAAAUUUGGGAAUGUUAAGGGUAACUGGCCCCGAGUGUUGGAUGGUUUUUGGUAAUUAACAGGUUUACUGUAUAUAUUUUGUAUAUGAAUACAUAUAUUUAUAUUCUUAUGGGAAUUUCUUAUGCAACCUGUUUGGGUGAGGUCAUCUGUGUAACUGUGGUUGUGUUAGAAUGAAGUGGCUCAAUGGCAUCAUUGCAUUUAUGUUUGAAGUCUGUCAUCUCAGGAUAUCUCACCUCUUUUCUAGAAAUGUCAGACAGUGCCAUAUUGUGCUAUUUAUUACAUAAUUUCUACUGGCAUUAUCAUCACGUUCAACCUGAAAUGACACUCUAGGAAAGUAAAUAAGGUCAAUUAAUCAAUGCUGUAAAAAAUCCAGGUACAUUUAUUUUUGGAAACUCCAUUAAUAUUCCCAUGAGCAAAAGACCAAAAUGUCAUACUAGCAACACUGCAGCAAUACAGUGAACUGGUUUACUGAAAAUAGUUUCGGUAUGCAAGAUGACAGUUUUCUGUGUUCUGUCAAAUUGUUUAUACUUUGCUCUGUGUAUUGUACAUCUCUUUUGGAGGUCAACAUGGGUCUGUGAAAAGGUGUGUGUGUUUUUUUUUGGUUUUACUAUCCUUGUGGGGACCAGAUGUCCUCACAAGGAUA
Molecule: messenger RNA, 3689 nt
Organism: Coregonus clupeaformis (lake whitefish)
Lineage: Eukaryota; Metazoa; Chordata; Actinopteri; Salmoniformes; Salmonidae
Product: solute carrier family 45 member 3-like
Exons: 6
Coding region: 478-2136 (552 amino acids)
Biological process (GO): transmembrane transport
Cellular component (GO): membrane
Molecular function (GO): sucrose:proton symporter activity
Source: RefSeq, a predicted model, not a curated record